This is a messenger RNA of Kalmanozyma brasiliensis GHG001, 1377 nucleotides long. RefSeq lists its product as uncharacterized. The coding region runs from base 1 to 1377 and encodes 458 amino acids. The transcript has 2 exons. The record is from RefSeq and is a predicted model, not a curated record. NCBI's taxonomy places the organism in Eukaryota, Fungi, Basidiomycota, Ustilaginomycetes, Ustilaginales.
AUGGUUCACGUACCGUAUCUGUUUCGCACCAUCACCGUCGACCAGCUCGUCUAUCCGAUCCACUACGAGACCAAUGCGCAGCUGCUCUACGCUUACAGCUUUGUGCUCACGUGCUCACCCCGCUCGCCCAUCUCGAACCUCACCAUCGCCAAGCAGAACGGCGAGGCAUCGACAAGGAGCCUCGGUUGGAUGCACCUGCCUCUGCCGCACUCGGCGUGGGUGAUGAACACCUUCAUGAUCGGCGUCGGCGUCGUCAUGGUGGUCUACAACGUCAUCAUCACGGUCCUCAACGGUCGGCAGAGGCAGCUGACCCGCGCGCCGGGGCACAACAUCUUCGACGCGGUUCUGAUCCAGCAUCAUACCCAGGAGUGGCUUGCUAGCGCUCCAACACCGGAGUCGCUCGACUUUGUCAAAGUGGCCUGGUGCGACAUGGCCAACAUCUAUCGACUCUGCUGCGCGGCACUGGCGUCGUACAUCGUGUUGAUCGUGCUGGUCAUCGCCAUGUUGGUGCUGUACGCGAUUCCCAAUCAGAUCUUCCUCAUGGACAACCUCGUUGCCAUCUACCCAGAUCCACACUUUGAGCAGCCUUCCAAGCGGAGUGCGUUCCACCUCGCUCGUGCGCUCUGGCACAUCGGCCUACCCAAGCAUCUGCACGGCAGCAGCUACGUUGCUUUCAAAAAGACGUGGAUGAUGGUCAUGGUGGGUCAUUCUCAGAUGUUCCUCAUCCUCGCUGCUCUGUUUGCCUUUUCGGUGCCACCGCUGUACCUCUUCGUCGGUCCUUGGAAGAGGGUGUGGGGAGGCACGAGUCCUGCGCCGGACGUGACGUUUAUCGUUGCCUUCUGCAUCACCACGGCGCUGUUGACGGCGGCGUGGGUGACGGCGGUGGCGGGCGUGCUGACGUUUGACGACGUCUUCCGCGCCGUAUCGGGGAUUGGUGUGACGCGGAUGGACGAAACUCCACCGACGCACAGUCUAGGUCUCAUGCGCACCUUUCGACAAGCGCUGUCCCCCGUUCCUGCUUCGCCAAGACCGGCGCGAGCGGCGCAAACCGAGAGCGCGGCGCGACCAACACUCCGCUACUCCACGUCGACUGGCUCGCACAAGAGCGAGAAGCGUUCCAUCGCCAACCACCCGCAGCGGGGUAAGGACAACACCAUCACCGUCUCGAUCGAAACGUGCGUCUGGGUGGAUCGCGAGGACGAUCUAGAGACGCUGGUCAACACCCACGCAUACCCGCCGUCGACCUCGUCGGCGCCAUUCAGCUACCUCGGCAGGAGCAGGUCGGAGAACCAGCAGAGCCCGUCGUCCUCUUCGGCACCAUUCAGCUUCCUCAGUAGAGCCAGGUCGGCAAGCCUGCAGAGCGACGCACAGGCUUGA